AUGGGCACCGCCGGGGCGAGCCGGGGAGGCCUGGCCGACAAGGUGGCUCUUGUGACGGCUUCUACGGAGGGGAUCGGGUUCGCUGUCGCCCAGCGCCUAGCGCAGGAUGGGGCCCACGUGGUGCUGAGCAGCAGGAAGCAGAGUAACGUGGACCGAGCCGUGGCCGAGCUCCGCGCCCAGAGCCUCAGUGUGUCCGGCACCGUGUGUCACGUGGGCAGAGCCGCGGAUCGGGAGCGCCUGGUCGCCACGGCCCUAGAGCGUCACGGGGGUAUCGACAUCCUGGUCUCCAAUGCGGCCGUGAACCCGUUCUUCGGCAGCACGCUCGAGGCCAGCGAGGACGUGUGGAACAAGAUCCUGCAGAUCAAUGUGACAGCAACAGCAUUGCUGGUCGGCCUGGUCGUGCCCCACAUGGAGAAACGGGGGGGCGGCUCCAUCGUCCUCGUCUCCUCCAUCGCCGGGUUCUCCCCCUUCCCGGCGCUGGGCCCGUACAGCGUCAGUAAAACGGCCCUGCUGGGGCUCACCAAGGCCCUGGCGCCCGAGCUCGGCGCCCUCAACAUCCGCAUCAACUGCCUGGCGCCGGGGAUCAUACAGACCAACUUCAGCUCGGCCCUGUGGAAGGACGAGGCCGUAAAGGAGAAAAUGAUGAAGAACCUGAGACUGCAAAGGCUGGGGGUCCCGUCUGACUGUGCUGGGAUCGUCUCCUUCUUGUGCUCCCCCGACGCCAGCUACAUCACCGGGGAGACCGUGGUGGUGGGCGGGGGCGCCCCCUCCCGCCUCUGA
Messenger RNA from Emys orbicularis (European pond turtle), 780 nucleotides. Its product is annotated as dehydrogenase/reductase SDR family member 4-like. Bases 1 to 780 code for a protein of 259 amino acids. Lineage: Eukaryota; Metazoa; Chordata; Testudines; Emydidae. The record is from RefSeq and is a predicted model, not a curated record. The transcript has 8 exons. Gene Ontology annotation, molecular function: carbonyl reductase (NADPH) activity.